Messenger RNA from Scophthalmus maximus (turbot), 2376 nucleotides. RefSeq names its product DEAD (Asp-Glu-Ala-Asp) box polypeptide 18 (gene ddx18). The coding region runs from base 53 to 2083 and encodes 676 amino acids. NCBI's taxonomy places the organism in Eukaryota, Metazoa, Chordata, Actinopteri, Pleuronectiformes, Scophthalmidae. Gene Ontology annotation, cellular component: nucleolus. The record is from RefSeq and is a predicted model, not a curated record. Gene Ontology annotation, molecular function: nucleic acid binding; ATP binding; RNA helicase activity. The transcript has 14 exons. Gene Ontology annotation, biological process: maturation of LSU-rRNA from tricistronic rRNA transcript (SSU-rRNA, 5.8S rRNA, LSU-rRNA).
GGAGGGGUCCUGCACGCCACACACAUUCACACGUGUGCUCUCCGCCGUAAUCAUGGCGGACCUGCAGAUGAAGCUUCUCCGCAAAAAGAUUCAGAAGAGAAGCGAUAAGAACAAGGAGCGGAAGCUACUCAACAAGCCCACAGAAGACGAGGAGACGGUAAACGGACUGGAAGAGGAGCCAGCUACUUCCUGUAAGACAGCCAGCGUGCCCAAGAAGAAACAGAAGAAGCAGAACGGGGCGCCAGUAGAAGAGACCCUAACAGAGAAACCAACUCCUCAGAAGAAUAAAAAGAAGAAACGGAAGCUCACCGACACUGCAGGAUCACCAGCUGAAAAGAAGAACAAACCAGUGGAAGAAGAAGAAGAAAAAGAGGAGGAGGAGGAGGAAGAAGAAGAUGUGGAGGAAGCCGGACUAGCAGAUGGCGAUGGAGAAGAGGCUGCUGAUGACCUAGAGGUAGCUACAGAUGAAGAUGACGAUGAUGAGGAGGAGGAUGAGGAGGAGGACGAGGAGGAGGAAGAUGGAUCUAUAAAAGGAGAUAACGAAGAGGAAGAUCAACCUGAAUUACCAUCUGGCCUAACAGGAGCAUUUGAGGACACAUCAUUUGCCUCUCUCGCCGAGUUGGUGAGUGACAGCACUCUGAAAGGCGUGAAGGAGAUGGGCUUUGAACACAUGACUGAGAUCCAGCACAAGAGUAUUCGUCCCCUGCUGGAGGGAAGGGAUGUGCUCGCUGCAGCCAAGACGGGCAGUGGUAAAACCUUGGCCUUCCUCAUCCCGUCUAUAGAGCUCAUCUACAAACUCAAGUUCAUGCCAAGGAAUGGCACCGGUGUGGUGAUCCUCUCGCCCACACGUGAGUUGGCGAUGCAGACCUACGGUGUGAUGAAGGAGCUGAUGACGCACCACGUGCACACCUACGGUCUGAUCAUGGGCGGUAGCAACCGCUCGGCCGAGGCCCAAAGACUGGCCAAUGGUGUCAACAUUCUGGUGGCCACACCUGGUCGUCUGCUGGACCACCUGCAGAAUACCCCCGGGUUCAUGUUCAAGAACCUGCAGUGUCUGAUUAUCGACGAGGCCGACCGCAUCUUGGAGGUGGGCUUCGAGGAGGAACUGAAGCAGAUCAUCAAACUUCUGCCGAAGAAGAGACAGACCAUGCUGUUCUCAGCCACUCAGACACGUAAGGUGGAGGACUUGGCUCGCAUCUCCCUGAAGAAAGAGCCCCUGUACGUCGGGGUGGAUGACAACAAAGACAAUGCGACAGUCGAUGGCCUGGAGCAGGGUUAUGUGGUGUGUCCAUCGGAGAAGAGAUUCCUGCUGCUCUUCACCUUCCUGAAGAAGAACCGCAAGAAGAAGCUGAUGGUCUUCUUCUCCUCUUGUAUGUCUGUGAAAUUCCACUAUGAGCUCCUCAACUACAUUGACCUGCCUGUAAUGGCCAUCCAUGGCAAGCAGAAGCAGACCAAACGGACCACCACCUUCUUCCAGUUCUGCAACGCCGAUUCAGGCAUCCUGCUGUGUACGGACGUGGCAGCUCGAGGACUGGACAUCCCCGAGGUGGACUGGAUCGUCCAGUACGACCCCCCAGACGACCCCAAGGAGUACAUCCACAGGGUGGGCAGGACAGCCCGAGGCAUCAACGGAAUAGGCCACGCCCUCCUCAUCCUCAGACCAGAGGAGCUUGGCUUCCUGCGCUUCCUCAAACAGGCCAAGGUCCCCUUGAGCGAGUUUGAAUUUUCCUGGACCAAAAUCUCUGACAUCCAGUCUCAGCUGGACAAACUGAUUGAGAAGAACUACUACCUCCACAAGUCGGCGCAGGAGGCCUACAAGUCCUACGUGAGGGCGUACGACUCCCACUCGCUCAAACAGAUCUACAGCGUCAACACCCUCAACCUGCCAAUGGUGGCGCUCUCGUUUGGCUUCAAAGUUCCUCCAUACGUCGAUCUGAACGUCCACAGCAGUAGAGGCGUAAAGCUCCAGAAGCGAGGCGGCGGAGGUGGGUUUGGAUACCAGAAGUCCAAGAAUGUGCAUAAAUCCAAGAUCUUCAAGCACGUCAACAAAGGAAAGGGCGACAGGAGGCAGUUCUCCCGUUGAAGUCACUCUCUCUGGAUCAGAGAACUGACCCUUUUCAUCAAACAGACUUCUACUUUGAAGACAGACGUGUAGGACUUGUCUCCAACUUAAUUUCUGACCCCAGUUUUUUCCCCCAAUAAGUUGUGUAAGAGAUGUUUUGUAAAUGUCGACAAACGUGGUUGUGAUCAACAAAAAACUUGUAGAAUUUCAUCAUUGCAUCUGACAAAUGUUAAAUAUCUCUAUUUACUCAGAAUGUAUACUCUGCUUCAUUCAACUUUGUAAAUGCUUAUUACAAUUAAAUCACUUGAUAUAAA